AUGAAACCUGAAUUACAAACUUAUAAAUCUCUAAUUAAGGCAUUCGUACGUGCUGACCGUACUGCACGCAUUGCUCAAAGAGCGGCUGAGAGGAAACAGCAAUUAGCUCUGUUAACUUAUAGAAGGAUGAAUAUCGCCCGUGAACAGGCAAAGAAAGACAUUGAUCCAUCAACAAGAAUGAAAUUAAUCAAAGAUAUGGCAACUUUAAAUAAACGUGUGGAAAUUCUAAAGCAGAAGGCUCCUGAAAAUGAUAAAAAAUUGUUGUUUGUUCAGGAUACCAGUUUCCUUAGAGAUCAAAUCCUUAGUGCACAGGACGAUCGUCAUAUUCAACAUUUAGAAGACAUUGCUGCCUUUGUCGAUAACCAACGUGAAUACGAUGAAUUAAUCGAACGUUAUAAUCCCGGUGCUAGGAUGUCACAGGAGGAAAAGGUUAAACGUACAGCAAAUAAAGUUGGAUUCCAAAUGCCAUCAUGA
Molecule: messenger RNA, 474 nt
Organism: Zygosaccharomyces rouxii
Lineage: Eukaryota; Fungi; Ascomycota; Saccharomycetes; Saccharomycetales; Saccharomycetaceae
Gene: FMC1
Product: Fmc1p
Exons: 1
Coding region: 1-474 (157 amino acids)
Biological process (GO): mitochondrial proton-transporting ATP synthase complex assembly
Cellular component (GO): mitochondrial matrix
Source: RefSeq, a predicted model, not a curated record